GGCUUAGCAUGACGUACUGCAACUUUGAGUUUAAUCAUGAGGAUCCUCAGCAAUCCUCAACUUCUCCAGGAGAACGGAACAUCACGAUUAGCCUCACCUGUGUGUAAAGGAAGAAAAAAAACGGUAAAACUUGGGGGGGGGGAAGCCUUAUGAAAUUUUAAGUUUCUGUCACAAUGGGAGAGGAGAUAGCUUUGAAAAAAUAACAAUCCUGUGCUACCCCAAGGUCCUCCUGGGUGCUUCAUCUCUGCUGUUUUGUCGUGGGAUGGAUUACAGGUUGAGCUGACUCUCCUGUCCCGUUGGACCAGCCAAGGAGACCUUGAUAGCAAAGAGACGGAUCGCACAUUCAAGAACACCUUGAAGCGCCUGCUGUUCUAUAUUAUUAUUUGACCCUCCUUUUCACAGGCAAGGACACAUCCCAGGUUGAACAAUGGUUUUGAUGUUGGUCAAGUUUGACCUGAAGAAGCGAGUAAAGCUCGCUCAGACAGUCUGGUUCAUGUACUGGUUCGCUGUAAUGGCCGGCGUGCUGGUCUUCAGCAUGGGCCUAUUCUUUAAGAUCGAGCUGCGAAAGCGCUCAGAACUUAUGGACAACAACGAGAGCCACUUCUUGCCCAACCUGCUCAUAUUAAUGGGUCUAAUAACCUGCGGCAUUAAUGCCUUUGGAGGCAAAAUCUGCUACGACUCACUAGACCCUAACAAGUUUGUAAAGUGGAAGUCCAUGUUGAAGAGCUUCUUGGUGUUAUGUGUGGUGUUCAAUGGCCUAUUGUUACUGACGGCCCUGAUGUGUUUCUUGAUGAGGAUUCCUCUGCAGUUCACCCUGGCUGAGGGGCUGAAGAACGGCAUGAGGUACUACAAGGACACAGACACACCGGGACGCUGCUACAUGAAGAGGACCCUGGACCUGACGCAGAUGGAGUUCCGUUGCUGCGGAAAUGACAACUACAGAGACUGGUUUGAGAUUCAGUGGGUUAGCAACCGCUACCUGGACUUUGGGGCAAAAGAAGUCAAAGACUCCCCCAGACCCUGCAUCCAGAACCAGAUGACCAACAACACUGCCCACUACAGCUAUGACCACUACACGGAGGAGCUCAAUGUGUGGAAGCACGGCUGCCGUGACGCCAUGUUGUCCUACUAUGGAGGCAUGAUGAACACCAUCGGAGCCCUGGUGCUAUUGGUCACUAUUCUGGAGGUUGCUGUGACCAUCGGCCUGCAGUACGUCAACAGCUCCCUGUCCACCCUGGCUAACCCGGAGGACCCGGAGAGUGAGAGCGAGGGCUGGAUCCUGGAGAAGACUGUGAAGGAGACAUUCACCGACAUCAUGGCCACGAUGAAGUCCAUGGGCAAAGGCACAAAGGUGGAGGAGGGGGGUGAGGCAGCGGUCGCCACGGUCAGCUGA
Etheostoma spectabile (orangethroat darter) is the source of this 1393-nucleotide messenger RNA. It is a transcript of the gene prph2a, whose product is annotated as peripherin 2a (retinal degeneration, slow). The coding region runs from base 428 to 1393 and encodes 321 amino acids. Gene Ontology annotation, cellular component: plasma membrane. Gene Ontology annotation, biological process: visual perception. Lineage: Eukaryota; Metazoa; Chordata; Actinopteri; Perciformes; Percidae. The record is from RefSeq and is a predicted model, not a curated record. The transcript is spliced from 3 exons.